AUGCCGCCGCCGCCGCAGCUGCCCUCCGAUCACGCCACGCCCCGGCCGCGGCCCAGGCCCCCGCCGCCGGCCGGCGAGAGCUCGGUCCCCGUCCACGCCGCCAAGAGGGCGCCGCCGCCGCCAGCUCCCGCCGCCGCCGCCAAGAAGAUGGCGCGCCCGGCGUCCGCGCCUGACCUCACGGCGCUCCCCGCCGCCGCCAGGCCCAGGCCGCGCCCCGCCCUCGACGCCGGCCAAGAACGGCGCCCCGGCCAAGGGCGGGAGCGGGAGGCCGGCGUUCAUGAGCGCCGCGCGGCGCCCAGACCGUGCCGCAUCCUGCUGUGGCUCCGCGCGCGGGUCGUCUCCUCCCCCGACGCCUACCACUGCACCAUCAAGUACGCCGCCGACCUCAGCGACAUGUUCGCCGGCAAGAUCGUCAACAAACCCGCCGACCACGUCCGCCUCGCGCCACGCCCCACGACCGCCAAGCCGGCCAAGCCCAUGGCACCGGCGCUCGAGGCAAAGGAGGAGGCGUCGUCAUUGCCACGACGAUGA
Messenger RNA from Miscanthus lutarioriparius, 531 nucleotides. The record is from the annotation of a GenBank genome assembly. Lineage: Eukaryota; Viridiplantae; Streptophyta; Magnoliopsida; Poales; Poaceae.